AUGGCCCACCCUGUAGUUAAGUUUCAUGAGCAACAUGUUAAAUUAGAAGUGUGGAAGUUGAAAUUCAAGUUAAAUGGAUCAAGAAUUAUGAUCUCAGAUUUCUUAACCAAACCACAUAGAGAAAUUUACAAAAUGACCCGAAAAUAUUUUGGUGUUAAAAAUGUUUGGACAUUUGAUGGUUCAAUAUAUAUUAAGGCCCAAGAUUUUACUCGGGAGAAGGACACGGAUACGAUUCGUCAGCUGUUAUUAGAUAAUAUUUGUGACGAAGAAAACUGCUCUGAGAGUGAGAUAGAAGACCACCUUGAGGCUGAUCCGGCUUAUGAAACAGAUGGUGAGGAAGAGAUUCUUUCUGUGACAGAACAACCACCUUCAACUGAAGACAUCCAGGCAAGUACAUCUUCAUCAAUUGAAGACCCGUUACCUUGUACUACAGGUGCUUUAAAGCCAAUAAAAAUGCCAUUAACACCAGCACAAGUUGCACAAGCAGUAGCAUUAAUUGACCAAGGGCUGACACAGCGUGAAGUUGCUAUUGUGCUUAACGUACCACGGUCCUCAAUGCAGUAUUCACUGAAACGAUACCAAGAGACAGGACGCUACACCCGCAGGCCAGGCAGUGGGGGCGUAAGGUGCACAUCGGCCCGGGACGAUCGUUUUAUUGUUAUGGAGAUUUUGAGAAACCGCUACCUGACCGCUGUUGAGAUACGCCAGCGGCUCCAAAUCGCAAGAGGCGUUAAUGUUAGUGAGCGUACGGUGAGAAGACGAAUGGAGGAAGUGAAUUUAAAAGCUCGUAGACCAGCACGAGGUCCAGAACUUCUCAGACAGCACCGAGUAGCCCGACUUCAGUUCGCAAGAGAACAUGUCAAUUGGACCCACGAGCAAUGGGCUAGAGUGUUGUUCACAGAUGAGUGUCGAAUAGCUUUACGUGCUCCAGACGGUCGAGAACGAGUGUGCAGAAAAAGAGGAGAGAGGUUUCUACCCAUUACCACCACCCAAACUGUGAGUUUCCAUGGAGGCUCAAUAAUGGUAUGGGGAGGUGUAAGUUCCGACGCACGUACAGAGUUGGUCAUCGUCGAUAAUCGGCUUACAGCUACUCGAUACAUCGAGGAAGUUCUUCAGGAGCACGUAAUUCCUUAUUCGGGAUUCAUUGGACACGACCAAUUCCUCCUCAUGCACGAUAAUGCACGCCCGCACGGCGCACAUUGUGUAGAGGAAUAUCUGGAAAAGGUUGGAAUACAAAAAUUACAGUGGCCAGCUCGUAGCCCGGACUUAAAUCCAAUUGAGCAUGUAUGGGGUAUGUUCAAAAGAAAGAUAAAGUCCAGCUCCAAACCGCCACAAACUCUAAAUGAGCUCCGAAAUGCAGCGCUGGCCGCUUGGGACAGCAUACCGCAAGUUGAUGUCAGAAACAUCAUUCAAAGCAUGCCAGAUCGAAUGCAAGCGGUUAUCAGGGCUAGGGGAGGAAACACCCGAUAUUAA
Molecule: messenger RNA, 1473 nt
Organism: Parnassius mnemosyne (clouded apollo)
Lineage: Eukaryota; Metazoa; Arthropoda; Insecta; Lepidoptera; Papilionidae
Source: the annotation of a GenBank genome assembly